CCAAUUCAAACAUACAUCCUAAUUGGAAGUAAUUCAAUGGCUUCAACAAACCAAUACCAAUGCUUCGCCUUGGCUGUGCUUUUUGUUUUGGGAGUUUUGGCUUCCCAGGCGACGUCUCGCUCUCUCCAAGAUGCAUCCAUUUCUGAGAAGCAUAAGCAGUGGAUGGCUCGCUAUGGACGUGUAUACAAGGAUUCCGCAGAGGAGGAACAACGAUUGAAGAUAUUCAAGGACAAUGUAGAGUAUAUAGAAUCUUCCAACAAAGCAGAGAACAAGCCUUACAAGCUUGGGGUUAACCAAUUUGCCGAUCUUACGAAUGAAGAGUUCAAACUACGCAACAAAUUCAAGAGCCACAAUUCCUCAACUGCAACAUCUCCCUUUAAAUAUGCAAAUGUGACUGAUUUGCCAUCUAGCGUGGACUGGAGGAAGAAAGGGGCUGUAACGCCCGUUAAGGACCAAGGCCAAUGUGGAAGUUGUUGGGCAUUUUCUGCUGUGGCAUCCAUGGAAGGAAUAGUUGAAUUGACAACUGGUAAGUUAAUCUCUUUGUCUGAGCAAGAACUAGUUGACUGCGACACCAGUGGUGAGGAUCGAGGCUGCAAUGGUGGUUUCAUGGAUGGUGCCUUCCAAUUCAUCAUACACAACCAAGGCCCCACCACCGAAACAAACUACCCUUACCAGGGAACUGAUGGCACUUGCAACGAAAGAGAGGCCGCCAACCAUUCAGCCAAGAUAAUUGGCUAUGAAGAUGUGCCCGCCAAUAGUGAGAGUGCUCUGUUAAAGGCUGUUGCAAACCAACCCGUCUCUGUGGCCAUUGAUGCGUCGGGAUUUGACUUCCAGUUGUACUCAAGCGGCAUCUUCACAGGAGCAUGUGGCACCGACCUUGAUCAUGGUGUAACAGCUGUUGGAUAUGGAACUAGCAACAAUGGGACCAAGUAUUGGUUAGUAAAGAACUCAUGGGGCACAACAUGGGGUGAACAAGGAUAUAUACUAAUGCAGAGAGAUAUUGAUGCAGCGCAAGGCCUCUGUGGCAUUGCGAUGGAGGCUUCAUAUCCUACUGCAUAAAGUUGAAUAUUACAAGAAGUGACGAAUUAUGUAAAAUCAUAAAUCUGUUGUUGCUAUGGCUACCCUACAUCUGUUAUUGUUCAUUAUCGAUGCAAAAAACCUUGAAUAUGUAGUUAAUUAGCACAUCAAUGUGCAUGUAAUCAUCUUCUUGACAUAUAUCCACAAUAUAUGAAAUUUGAUUCUCUUAA
This is a messenger RNA of Rhododendron vialii, 1247 nucleotides long. Its product is annotated as senescence-specific cysteine protease SAG39-like. The transcript has 2 exons. The record is from RefSeq and is a predicted model, not a curated record. NCBI's taxonomy places the organism in Eukaryota, Viridiplantae, Streptophyta, Magnoliopsida, Ericales, Ericaceae. Bases 37 to 1059 code for a protein of 340 amino acids. Gene Ontology annotation, molecular function: cysteine-type endopeptidase activity. Gene Ontology annotation, cellular component: lysosome.